AUGGCCUACAUCUCGGAGCAACUACAAAAUGGCGAAACGACUACAUAUUUGGAAAUGGAUGGUCCAAUCGGGAGAACAACAGCAUUGAAAAAUGAAGAAAAUGAAAGAAGGGAAAACGAUCAAACGACAGCCUCGACAAGCGAUUUAUAUUAUGAAGAGAUUGAUGGAAGACAACAUUCACAAACAUAUUAUAAAGAUGGAGAGGGAAACUCGUUCAUUAUUAUUGCCCAGGGUACGGUACCAAUGUCGGGAAGUGAAAAUCACUGUGAUGAGGCUACAUUUCUCAAUAUUGAGGUUCAAGCCGAGCAUUCAUCUCAUUACAAUGGAUAUGUCCCAAAUGGAAUGCUUCUCGAUCAACAACAAACAACAAUAUUAACAGAGAUUCAACAAGGAGCCUACGAGACACAACUUCACUCCGAAGCACUGAUCACAAAUGGAGGAAAGAACUCUGGCCUCACCGCGUGCAAAGUCGAAUAUAUCGGGAAUUCGACGAGAAAACGGAAGUUACAUUUCAAAUGCGAGAUUUGCCAAUUGAAGACGGGUUUGGCGAUAGAGGUGCCAAGCACACUCGACAGGGCGAACUUUCAACGUUUGGUGAAAAUGAUCGAAGAGGACGGGAAAUUGGGAUGGAAUCAACAAGAGAUAACCGCAAAACUUUCCUCUUUUUACGGGAAACACAUUUGCGGUUUUCACGCGCCGGGUUAUUGGAGUCAACCGGUCGAAAAUGAUGAUCAACCGCCGCUGUUGACACCGGAAACUUCUUUCGAUCGUAACGAAGAAAUCGUCGCAAAACGGAAAUUGUACCGAGAUCGAAAAAAUCGGCAACAAAAAUCCCCGCGAGUUGUCGAGAGCAAAGAUAUUUCUUCAACUUUG
Messenger RNA from Mesorhabditis belari, 873 nucleotides. The record is from the annotation of a GenBank genome assembly. NCBI's taxonomy places the organism in Eukaryota, Metazoa, Nematoda, Chromadorea, Rhabditida, Rhabditidae.